AUGCUGUGCCAACACGUGUGCCAGUUCGGGCAGAAGCUGGUUCGCAGGAGGCCCCUGGAGCUGAAGGAGGGCCCUGCCAGCGGCCUGGCCCGUUGUCUCAGCGCCCUGGAUCUGGUGGCCUUCGGAGUGGGCAGCACCCUGGGCGCAGGCGUGUACAUCCUGGCUGGGGAGGUGGCCAGGGACAAGGCUGGCCCGGCGAUUGUCCUCUGCUUCUUGGUGGCUGCCGUGACUUCCGUGCUGUCUGGGCUCUGCUAUGCGGAGUUCGGGGCCCGGGUGCCAUGCUCCGGGUCCGCGUAUCUCUACAGCUACGUCACGGUGGGACAACUGUGCGCCUUCAUCAGCGGAUGGACGCUCAUACUGUCCUAUGUCAUAGGGAGUGCCAGUGUGGCCAGGGCCUGGAGCUCGGCCGUCGACAGCCUGACUGGGAACCGCGUCUCCCAGGCGCUGCGGGGCAGUGUGCCUCUCCACGCGCCCCACCUGGCCAGCUACCUAGACUUCUUCUCGCUGGGCCUGGUGCUGCUGCUCACCGGCCUCCUGGUUCUGGGAGCCAGGGAGUCCGCCCUGGUUUCCAAGAUGUUCACGGGCCUGAGCCUCCUGGUGCUCAGCUUCGUCGGCCUCUCGGGCUUCCUUAAGGGAGACCUGCGCCACUGGCGGCUCACGGAGCAGGACUACGAGCUGGCCAAGCUGGCGUCCAACGGCACCUCCAGCCUGGGCGCCCUGGGCUCCGGGGGGUUCGUGCCUUUCGGCCUUGAUGGGAUCCUCCGAGGAGCAGCGACGUGCUUCUAUGCAUUCGUGGGCUUUGACUGCAUCGCCACCGCGGGGGAGGAAGCCCGCCACCCCCAGCGAGCCAUUCCCCUGGGCAUCGUGCUCUCGCUCUUCGUCUGCUUCCUGGCGUAUUGUGGCGUCUCGGCGGCCCUCACCCUCAUGGUGCCCUACUACCAGAUCCACCCCGGCAGCCCCCUGCCCCAGGCCUUCCUGCAUGUUGGAUGGGCCCCUGCCAGAUACGUCGUGGCUGCCGGGACCCUCUGUGCUCUGUCGUCCAGCCUCGUGGGCUCCAUGUUCCCCAUGCCUCGGGUGAUCCUGGCCAUGGCAGAGGACGGGCUUCUUUUCCGGGGACUUGCCAGGAUCCACCCCCGAACACGCACCCCCGUCACAGCCACCCUAGUGUCUGGGACUAUCGCAGCACUGAUGGCCUUCCUCUUCGAGCUCGAAGAUCUGGUGGAUCUCAUGUCCAUUGGGACCCUGCUUGCGUACUCCCUGGUGGCCUUUUCUGUGCUUGUCCUCAGGUACCAGCCAGACGAGAGGUCGAGCAAGAGCAAGCGAGCGGAGGUGGAGAUAACCGAGGCAAAGCUUGAGCUCGAAGCAGGGCCUCCGGAGGCCGUACCGGCAGCGGGGAUCGCGAGGACCCUGAGGAGCCUGCUUAACCCCGGGAGCACCGUCCCCACCCGGCAGUCCGGCCGCGCCGUCUACGGCUGCGCCCUGCUGCUAGCUCUUCUGCUGACCGCCCUGAGCCUGAUAGUGGCCCAGUGGCCCAGCCGUCUGGUCUCUGGAGACCCAGUGCACACAACUGUGACUGGGCUGCUGCUUCUGCUAAUUUUGGGGAUCACAGUCAUCAUUUGGAGACAGCCCCAGAGCCCAACUCCUCUUCACUUCAAGGUCCCUGCGUUGCCUGUCCUCCCACUGAUCAGCAUCUUUGUGAAUAUCUACUUGAUGAUGCAGAUGACCUCUAUGACCUGGGCCCAGUUUGCCAUCUGGAUGGUGAUUGGCUUUGCCAUAUACUUCGGAUAUGGGAUCCGACACAGCUUGGAGAACACCAGUGAUCAACAGCCACCAGCCUCAAGCUCUCAGACUCUUGACAAGAACACCUCUAGUGCGAAUUAGUGUAACCACAGGAAACAGAUGCUGCGUGGGCUCCUGUACGCUGCACAUAUCUUCUGGUUCAAUGGAGACUGUGAGCCUCUAUGAAGUGCGAAGGUGGGCUGCAUUUAGAGCCCUGGCUCUACUGCCAGGACAUGCCUUUAAUGUGGUAUAAUUUUAAUGUAAACCUUUAAAAGUAUGAUAUACGUAACAGAAAAGUGCAUGCUUUUUACGUGUGUGGGAAGAUGAAUUUUCACAAAGAAACGACAGGUGACCAGCCAGCAAUCAGAAGAGGAGAUAAAAUACUAUUUGCACAUAGAAGAGCCCUCUUGUGCCUAUUUCCAGGGAAGACAGAUUGCCAUACGGGCAGAAAAGACAUGUUUCAACUAUAAAUUGUGUCAAGAGUCGCACUUUACGUUUUUAGAUUUUUAAUUAGAAAAGAUUUUCAUGCCAGGCC
This is a messenger RNA of Miniopterus natalensis, 2314 nucleotides long. RefSeq names its product cationic amino acid transporter 3-like. The record is from RefSeq and is a predicted model, not a curated record. Gene Ontology annotation, cellular component: plasma membrane. Gene Ontology annotation, biological process: amino acid transport; transmembrane transport. Gene Ontology annotation, molecular function: amino acid transmembrane transporter activity. NCBI's taxonomy places the organism in Eukaryota, Metazoa, Chordata, Mammalia, Chiroptera, Miniopteridae.